Messenger RNA from Parus major (Great Tit), 1548 nucleotides. It is a transcript of the gene PRRT1B, whose product is annotated as proline rich transmembrane protein 1B. The record is from RefSeq and is a predicted model, not a curated record. Gene Ontology annotation, cellular component: membrane. The transcript is spliced from 4 exons. NCBI's taxonomy places the organism in Eukaryota, Metazoa, Chordata, Aves, Passeriformes, Paridae. Bases 397 to 1023 code for a protein of 208 amino acids.
GAGGGACGGACGGACGGACAGGUGGAUGCACGGACACACCGAGGGAUGGACGGACACACCGAGGGACGGACAGAGAGAUGGAGAGAUGGGUGGAGGGACAGAUGGACAGCCAGACGGCUCUGCCUUGUUACAGACAAUGCUGCCUUACCCAGGCACUUGUAUGAGCGUGUGUGAGUGCACGCCUGCUCCCAGGUGGGUGUUUGACACCUCUUCCCGUGUGUCUGACACCUGUGCCCAGGUGCCUGCUCACAGCUGUUCCCGUGUAUGUUUUAACCUGUUCCUGAGUCCCCACGCAGGUGCACACAGAGCGCCGUGCACGGGAACUGCGAAGAAACACCUGAAGGUACAACCCAGAGACACCAGGACACAUAAAUACACAUAUGGGCGUCUCCGCGGAUGGACGGUGAGCCGCCAGGCGGGCCGCAGGGCCCCGCAGCCCGGGGAGCGGAGCAGGGCGAUGGCAGCGGGGCGGCCGGGGGGCUGCCCACCCCCGGCACCCGCAGCGAUCCCCCCGCGGGCCGCGGGGACAGGGCCGUGGCGGUGUCGGUGGUCGCCAACUCAGCCUUCGAGGGGGCCCCUCCGCCCUACUCGCCCCCGGAUCCCAAGAGCUUUCACCUCUAUCCGCCGUUCCCAGCCGGCUUCUCCCACCAAGGGCCCGUCAUUUACCAGCCGGGGCCGGGGCCGCGGCCCUUCCCAGCCCCGGGCUUCCCUCCCGGGCCCCUGCCCUACACCACGUACAACGCGCAGCCGGGCCACGGGCCCUUGUCCGCCGGCCGCGGGCAGCAGCUGCCCAAGGACUACAUGGUGGAGUCGGUGCUGGUGACCCUCUUCUGCUGCCUGCUGACCGGGGUCAUGGCCCUCGUCUACUCCCAUGAGACCCGGGCUGCGCUUGCCCGUGGGGACGUGGCCCAGGCGCACGUGGCAUCCAGAAAGGCUCAGUCACUGGUCCUCUUCAGCCUCCUCUUCGGCUUGUUCGCCUCCAUCACCUGGAUCAUCUACGUCCUGGUGUCCCUGUACUUGUGACAAGGACCCUGAGCCCCAGGGACGCGGCGUGUGCCAAGAAUUCCUUCUGGCUCCCCACCUGGGGCCGGGGAGGGGCACGGGCAGCUGGAGUUGCCACAGCCUUGUGACAAGGGUGACAAAUAAGUGUUACUGGGGCUGCGGGGCGAGGAGCUGCCCCGGCCUGGGCAGGAGGAGCCCGGAGCAGGGAGAUGCCGGAUCCAGCUCUGGGCAGGGAGCUGUGGCGGAUCCAUGGGCGGGACCAGGCUCUGCUGCAGGAUGCUGAAUCCCACUGCUGCGGGCCGGCACUUGGAGCUGCCAGCCUGGUGCAGAGCGAGCAUCUUGUAGGAUUGGGGCUGGAGAUGGAGCAGAAGUAACAGGUGUGUGGGAAGCCCUCGCUGAUCAUUAACAAUGUGAGAAGAUACAAACCCAGGUAUGCUGUCCUACAGUAAUUCUGCACACACAGACACACACACAGACACACACCCACACACACCUUGCCACCUUCUUGCUGCUUCCAGAUUGAAAUAAAAUGCAGCUGUAGCCCAA